GGUUUAUGAGGGAAAACGUAAAGAAACAAGUGUUGUUUCAACCUUUGGAGCUGUUCUGGACAUGGUGACAGAUAGGAUUAGUACUGCUUGUCUACUGGUAAUUCUCUCCCAAGUUUAUAGGCCUGGCUUGGUUUUCUUGUCAUUGCUGGCUUUGGAUAUUGCCAGCCACUGGUUGCAAAUGUAUAGUACUUUCUUGGUAGGCAAAGCUAGUCAUAAAGAUGUAAAAGACAGCACUAGUUGGCUAUUCAAGGCAUACUAUGGAAACCGAAUAUUUAUGGGCUAUUGUUGUGUAGCUUGCGAGGUUCUGUACAUAACUCUAUUUCUUCUUGCGAAGAACCAGGCUGAAAAUAUGACUGAUGUUUUAGUGAAUGCUGCAAAACAAAGCUUAGUUCAUUUUACUCUAGUUGCUUUACUUCUGUUUGGGUGGGCAAUCAAGCAAACUAUCAAUGUUAUCCAGGUAACAAGCAAAGGCCUUUUUACACCAUUCUACAUAAUGAAUUUUUUCAUUCAUCAAGUUUCUCGAACAAUAAAAUCUUCCACUUGCUGUACUGAACAUCCUAUAGCUCUCAAUUUGAACAUCCUUUCCUCCCUUCUACUCAUAACACUUCUUCUGCUCAUAUGUAAUUCACAUGUAUAUGCUGCUCGUGCUUACUUUAGUUAA
Molecule: messenger RNA, 661 nt
Organism: Ilex paraguariensis (yerba mate)
Lineage: Eukaryota; Viridiplantae; Streptophyta; Magnoliopsida; Aquifoliales; Aquifoliaceae
Source: the annotation of a GenBank genome assembly